CGGGCCAGCCCCUCCCCAAGGAGAUCUCUCGGUUACAGACUGGGAGGAGACAUCCAUGGAAGCGCAGAUCGCGGGUAGAUUUUAACGGAUUCCUUUUCGGGGGGUGGGGGCUUCUUUCGUUGCUCUUAUUAUUAUCCUCACCCCCCCCCAAACCCCGGUUUCGGGCACUGUCUUAGAAGAAUUUUUCUCUCUGCUGCCACCGCCCAGAUGUUAGUUCACACGUAUACCGCCAUGGACCGCUCCGAUGGACUCAACGGCAGCUCGGCCGGCGGCCGCCUCUCGCAGCUCUCCUCCCUGAACCAGGCGGCGGCCUAUUCCUCGGCUCCCCCGCUCUGCCACACGCCCGCCUCGGACUUCCAGCCGCCUUAUUUCCCGCCGCCCUACCCGCAGCCGCCGCUGCCCUACUCGCAGAGCCAGGAGGCCGGCUACCCGCACCUGGGCGACCCCUACGGCGCCAUCAACCCCAUCCACCAGCACCAGCAGACCGGCUGGCACUCGCAGCGGGCGCGCCAGGAGGAGGCCGCCGCCGCCGCCGCCGCCGGCCUCCUCUCGCAGACGCACCGCGCGCUGGGCCUGGACCCGCGCAGGGACUACCCCGGCGUGCCGCGCUUGCUCCACGGCCUGGCCGACGGCGCGCACGCCCUGGGCGACGGCCCGCUAGGCCUCCACGGCCUGGGCCACCCCAGCCUUGAGGACAUCCAGGCUGUGGAUGAAACCGGCAUGAAUCUCUUGGACCAGUCUGUGAUCAAGAAAGUGCCCAUUCCCUCAAAAGCCAAUGGCACCACCAUCUCUGCCCUGACGAUGAACAAGGACGCCCUGAUUGGAGGGGUGACCAAUCCCAAUGAGGUCUUCUGCUCCGUGCCAGGCCGCCUCUCCCUCCUCAGCUCCACCUCAAAGUACAAAGUGACUGUUGGUGAGGUCCAGAGGAGGCUGUCGCCCCCCGAGUGUCUCAAUGCCUCCCUUCUGGGUGGAGUCCUCCGGAGGGCAAAAUCGAAAAAUGGAGGAAGAUGUUUAAGGGAAAGAUUGGAGAAGAUUGGGUUAAACCUACCCGCUGGGAGACGUAAAGCAGCAAACGUGACCUUGUUAACGUCCCUGGUAGAAGGAGAAGCUGUUCACCUCGCCCGAGAUUUCGGAUAUGUGUGUGAAACAGAAUUCCCAGCCAAGGCCGCAGCAGAGUACCUCUGCCGUCAGCACUCAGAUCCUAGUGAACUCCAUGCCCGGAAGAACAUGCUAUUAGCAACCAAGCAAAUCUGCAAAGAAUUUGCUGAUUUGAUGGCUCAGGAUCGCUCCCCACUUGGAAACAGCCGCCCAUCGCUCAUCUUGGAUCCUGGAGUUCAGAGCUGCUUGACCCACUUCAGCUUAAUAACUCAUGGUUUUGGGGGGCCAGCCAUCUGUGCAGCUCUGACGGCAUUCCAGAACUACUUGGUAGAAUCGCUCAAAGGGCUGGAUAAAAUGUUCAUGAACAGCACAGGGAAUAGCCACUCAGUUGGUGACUCCAAAACCUCAGAAAAGGAAGUGAAACAUCGGAAAUAACCUCCAGAAUUUCUCAGCCAGCCCCUGUAAGAGAGUCCUUCUGUUCCCGGAUCAUUAAAUAGGAGGCCUGGUCUUAUCAAUGUAUGGAGGGAAAGAAGCCAAUUAAAGAACCACCUUCCUUCCAUGUUUUCUCAGAUUGUGACAGAGGCCUUUCAGAAAUCAAGUAAACAGAAAGUGAAGACUGAUGAAAAACAUCUAAGGGGACUUCAUUUUGAUGGAUGCCAAUCCAGACACAUCAAUAGGUUUCUGUUGACAUUUUUGAUUUGCAGUAGUGGAUAUGGGAAGCCAGCUCAUAUGUGCAAUUACUUUUUUU
Molecule: messenger RNA, 1846 nt
Organism: Gekko japonicus
Lineage: Eukaryota; Metazoa; Chordata; Lepidosauria; Squamata; Gekkonidae
Gene: TFAP2E
Product: transcription factor AP-2 epsilon (activating enhancer binding protein 2 epsilon)
Exons: 7
Coding region: 208-1533 (441 amino acids)
Biological process (GO): anatomical structure development; regulation of transcription by RNA polymerase II; regulation of cell population proliferation
Cellular component (GO): nucleus
Molecular function (GO): RNA polymerase II transcription regulatory region sequence-specific DNA binding; DNA-binding transcription factor activity, RNA polymerase II-specific
Source: RefSeq, a predicted model, not a curated record